AUGCUUAGAAAUGCAAAAAGCCCAGCUUUACUGUUCCCUUCAAAAAUAUCAAAUUCUCUGCAUCAACAGCAGCUUGAAGUAGGACUUUUGGAAAAGUUCCCAGUGGUGGCUUUCCUUAAAAGCAAUGGUUUAGCUACAGCAGUUGAUAUAAAAGAUGCAAAAAAAUGUACUCAAGAUAUUCAAAUUAAAAAGCAAAGAUAUACUUUACCUCCUUCUGAAAAUAGUAUAAAACAAGUACCUGGAGUUGUUUAUAAUACAUGGUCAUUAUUCAACCUAUCAUCCUCACUUACGUCAAAAUAUUCCAGGAGAUACCUUUUUUCAAAUAGUCAAGGGGAGAAAAAAAAUUUGCAUUGUGAUGGAUAUAGGACAAAACACUGUUUUCGCUUUGCAUCAACAUCCUCAAAAUAUUUAAAUUGCACUCCUCAAACUUACGCCAUCAAAGAGUCAAAACAGAGGGAUGAGUUUUUAAAAACAUUAAGCAAUUGUGCCACAGCAGAUGAAAUUCUCAAACAAACAGGUAUCAUAUUAGCCGAUGGAAACCUUCAAAAGCAUCACCUUCCCUCUCUUUUUACUAAAUUUCAGACCACAGUUUACGCCAAUUUAUCUCAACCCUGGUUACUGGAUGAGGAUCAUUUAAUAAGAAAGCAAUUGAAAAUGAAUUUUCAGAGUGAUCAACUUCUCAGACCCUACACACAAGAUCAAAGGUUUCAACAACUCCUGACUGCUUUGGAAAAUUUUGUACCACAUAUGGCACUUGAUGAAUGUCUUCUCAUUUUGAAAGCUUUAGAGUAUCUGGAGGUCACCUUUGAUUUUCCUGUGGUCCAGCAGCUUUACAGCAAGUGUUCUGACAGUGUGGCCAAUAUGAGCCUUCAUCAACUGGCACAAUUAUCUCACUGUCUCCAGUCCCAUCCACCUGACUUGCAAGUAAUGGGGAAAAUAGCAGAUGCUACAAAAUGUUUACUAACAGCUCAAGACAAACCAGACCUGGACUUUGCUGAUAUUUGUGAAAUAUUUAGAAAUAUUAAAUAUGUUGUUAGUACUGACCUGUUCCUCCUGUGCGCAAGAAAAAUGUUAACUAGAAUGGAGAAUGAACCUGAUAAAAUAACGCUUGACAUGAUAAGUCAAACAUGUCUGUUUGCUGCAAUUUCAGACAAUGUAUGUUUGGAAAUCUUGGUGAAUGGCAUUCUGAAUUUCCCUUCUCACUGCCUGCAGCACAUAGACUUUAACGUAUCAUCUUUGACUUUUGACUUAGCCUGCACUAUGAAUGGUAAACUGUGGUUGUGUCCAGUGCUUCACGGUGUAAGACAUAUGUGUAACAAAGAGCUUCUCUCAGGUUCAAAUUUGUCUGCUGAAGCGGUUGUUAAACUUACCUUAGGAAGCUCUUAUAAUUUUGUGAGUUACUCAGACAAAAUACAAGAAAUCCUCAAGAAGUCUAUAAAAAAAUCUGAUAAUUUUCUUCUAAUAGAGGUAAGGAUUAAAAUCAUUCUAAAACAAAUAUGUUCAACCACCUCCUAUUAUGUUUUAGAGCAGUGGUUUCCAAACUUUUAAAAUUGGCGGACCAGUGGACAAGUUUUGAAAUAGCACCAGGGGACAGUGUCUGGUUUAUUAAUUAGUAUUUCAAUUUAUUUGACCAUACUUAUUCAUGUAGCCAUCCCAAUCUUUAAUGUAAUCAAAUUACAUCCUUUAUUUCAACCAUGCGCAAAAGUCUGCUCACCAUAUUUCAUAAGAGGUCCUCAAAUAAAAAACUAUCAGGCCUGCAAAACAAGUUAUUCUCCCCGUUUAACUGGAGUCUCAUUCAGUAUUUAGAGAUUCAUAAGUGCCAUGAAUUUUGGUGGAAUUAAGCUCUUUAGAUCAUUUUGAACCUAUCAAAUGAAGUGCUCAAGAUUUGGAGUAAGACUAAGUAAGCAUUUAAAUGUAUCAAAAUGUGAUUUUUUUUAAAAUGAUCCAUUAGUGGUUUCCAAUUUCUUCUCCAAUAUUUUGACUUCUUUGAUGAAAUGGUUUCAAUGAAAAGAGAAGCUUAAUUUGAUUUGAGCUAAUCUAAUCUACAUUAGGAAUAAAACUCAGUGGGCCAUCCAGUCAUAAGUUCAUAAUGCCCUUCCCAGAGUAACCCCACCCGUCAAGCCCGGAUAACCGCUAUUAUUGGGCACCCACCUGAGCUAACAAAAAUAAUCUAUUUUGAUGCUUUGAUGAAGGCUCAAGUUAACAUGAUCACACUUGUACUAAGUUGUACCUUGUCUUAAAAAUUAUCAAGAAUAAAAAAUUGAUGGAUAUGACAAAAACUUAAUUUUUUUACUUUUACUUGUUCCUAGAUGUAAAUAACUAUGCAUAUGACCUCUUCAGAUGAUGAAACAUGAUAUUAUAUGUUGGCCAGCCAAUAAAUUCUUGAUGGAAGCAUACCAUGAAAGAUUGGUCAAGCUUGUCACACAGCUGAAUGAGCAACAAUUAGAGGAAUUACUGUGGCAGGAUAAAGGCGAGACAGCCUAUCUCAUAUAUCAGUUUUUAAGGAGGGUGAGUUUUUGUGUCCAGUCUCAGAAACAGUCCCCAAACUGUCUAAGUAAAAAUAUGUAAGAUAAGUCCCCAAGCAACUUUUCAAUCUUGCUUUUAUUGUUAAUAUAUAUGUAUAUGCUUAUUAUGGUCUUAUGAUUAUCGAUUUUGCCCAAAUAAAAUUUUACAAAAAUGUUUUGAACAUUUGAGGGAAAGCUUUUCUUUCUUUUUUAAAGAUGAAAAUAUGAGCUCUAGAAUUUUUAAUUUUUAUAUUGAAAAAUCAGUGAGUGAUUCCGGUGAUCUAUUCUGUUACUUUUCUAAAAAUAAUCCUAUUUAACUUAUUUGCAACUGUUAUUAAUGCAAUGGGGAAAUGAAGAAGAAAAAAACAGUCAUUACAUUUUUUUAGAAUUAUAAAAAUAAAAUGAGUGAGUUCUGUAAUUUUUUACUAUGAAGAAUUUAAAAACUCCAGCAUUAACCUCUCUCCUUGGAUAACUCAAAACUUAAUGCUGAAGUCUCUAGUGCAGUGAAUGUUAAUGUUUUUUUAUGUAAAAAAAACACAACCAUACUGCUCCAUAGCUAUUAUUGAAGGUGCAUUGAUACUGAAUCCUUAUUUUAAAUAAGCACAUUUGGCUCUGAACAUCUGUUUUUUGUCAGAAAUCUCUUUGUAAAAGCUGGCCACAUGUGAAAUAAAACAUCAAACUGUUUUUCCUGGCCCUGGACACUUGUUCAUUUUGUUAUGAAUUUUUUAAAAAAAAAAGAAGAAAAAAAGAGGAGACUUAAAAAAUAUAUUUUUUUACUGAGUUUGAACUUUGAAAUAAUUUUUUCCUUACAGAUUUCAGCAUCUGACAUUAGCUUAAAUGCAUCUUUAUUGAAAUUCACCUCAAACCUUACAAACCUGGGCAUGGGGAAAUGGUAUCAGCCAAGUUGGAAGGUCCAAAUGAAAAUAGUGGAUGCACUGGACGUGCUGAAGGCUGACAGCAGGGUAGAACAUCAAGAACUGACAUCUUUACUGAAAACUGUAGGGUGUCUGGACUCACAUGAACUGAUGCAGUUGUACAGAAACAUUGAAGACAUUAUGCUCACUGUAAGUAAUCUGCCCUUGAGCAAACAGUUUUAUGCAUUCAUAUCUUACUUGCAAUGCAGGAGUAGGUCGACUUAAGCACAGUUGUAAUCAGUGUUUCGUUCAGUCAUUUUUCCACGGGGAGGCAUUUCAAAUUUAGGGGGGGGGGUGGCAGUGCCAGAGGCAUAGCUAAGGGGUGGCAGAUGUGACUUAUGUCCUGGGGCACCAGACUAGCGUAGGGGGGCCAAAAUGGGCUUUGAUGGUAUUUAAUGGUUGAAUAUAAGUGGUUUCAGAGAUGAGGGGGCGGGGAGGGUUUAACCCCUGAUGCAAAACACUCUAGAUACACCCCUGCUAGUGGCAUAGAAAUAAGGGGGGUGGGGUGGUCCAUCCCAGGUGUCAGUUUUUCUUCUUAUGCAGGUAUGGCAUUUUUGGAAAACUGCAGAGUUUGAAUCGUGAAAGGGAGGAUAGCAAAAAUAUUUGGCCAUCUAUGGCGGCACUAAUACAGACCUGUUUACCCUCAAACUCUUAAAAACGUACAAUAUCAUCACAAAAUCAUUUAAUACAUUAUCUUAAUAGUAAAAAAUAAACGUACAGUAUAUAUAAUGUAUACACCUCAAAAUCGUACAUUGUACGCCAAAAUCGUAAGAGUAAACAGGUCUGCUAAUAGUGUCUAUUUCUUCAGGAAAUGAGGCGGAAAUUGUGGGCCCCAAUGAAUCUAGAUAGGUGUGGGGUCUGGGGAGCAGGAACAGAAAAUGUUUGAUUAUUUCAAAUACAAGAGGUGUAUUUUUGAGUAUACUUGAAUUCAAUGUUUCUGGGACAUUUUAAGGUUUUGUGGGAGGCAAUAUGUUGCCAGUACCAAACAUAAACUGACUUCAAUCCGGUUGUGGCAUUCCUCAGGGUAAUCAUUUGGCACAGGCGUAUAAUCAACCCCAUACUAUAACAUUGAUCAGCAUGAGGGAAGGGGGUACAGAAAUUUAGGGUGCUAUAGACAAUCAUUUUGUGGCAUACCGGGUACUUGAAUUUGUAGUUUUUCUCAGACAAUUUUGAGGUGGCAUUUCAAACUUUCAGGUAGGAAGUGCCAAAAUUAACCAUAAUAAUUAUCAAAAACAUCUUAAACUAUUUUAUAUGCUGAAUGCAAGUGGAGAAAAAAAAACUUACUUAUAAUAAUUAGACCUUUUCUAAUUAUUUCCAAAUUUUACCAGUCAAAAGGAAAAAAAACCUGUAAAUUAGAAAGGUCUAUACAUUUUAUGGGUUUUGAAAACUGGUCAUUUUUAUAAAUCGUAUAUGAACGCCAUAGUCUAAAUAUUUUAAAAAGACAGUAUAUAUUUAUUAAUGUGUGAUUUCGUCUAAGGGAAAUCGUAUGUAAAUAAAGUAUAAAUUUCCAAUAUUUAGUAGAUUUAAAUUUUUAUUUGGAAUUCAAACUACUAUACCUUUCUUCAGAUAAAUUACAAAUUGCCUCUUUAAAAUAUUUUUAACUAAAUUCACAGAAUCUAUUUUUAAUUAAUGAAUUAGCAAAAGAAUUUUUUCUAAAAUUAGUAUCAAAAAAUGGAAUUGGCAUGAUAAUCCAAAUGCGAGUUCACAAAAACUUUUUUUCUUAGCUUUCUACUGGAAUUUCAUCUAAAAUAAAAUUUAUAACAUAAAAAAUUAGUGCAAAAGAAUGGGGCAGUUUGUUUAUUAUUCUGACUUUAAAAAGAGAAAACCGUUGGGAAGUUAAAAAUAAUAAAUAUAGGUUUUAAAAAAACAAACAAAUCUGUUAUUCAGGAAACUUUUUAACAAAGGUAGCACAUUUAAAGAAAACAAAAACACUUUCAAUUUAAUAAUAAUUGAUGAAACAUGCACUAUUUGAAUGCGCCCUUUAUAUUCUAAAUUAGAAAAAAAAUAUGAUGCCAUCUUAAAAUUUAUACUUAACACCUAUCCCUACUUUAAAAGUCAUGUAACAGACGCCGUGCAGCAGUUUUGAGUAUCCGCGCAGCAAAUUUCCAUGUAAGUGUGUGUUUGUGUUAGUGGGCUGUAAAAUGUUGCACACAAAAAAAAUUGAUGCUGUAAAACUUUGCACACAGCUGUAUGAUUUUGCAUUCGAACCAAAAAACCUUAGAGGGAACAUUGGUGGCCAGUACGAUAUUUAUAACCAAAUACUAUAACAAGAUUAGCCUUAAAUAUACGGAUCAUAAAAUAUAUUUAGCCUUGCGAUAUUUUAUAGAUUCCCCUUAUUGCAAUCAGUCAAAGGCACCAGUUUCUAUGUUUUUUAAAACAGUUUAAAAAUGACAAGAGAGAUGGCUGAAAGAAACUCUGUUUGUAACAUGAGAUAAUAGGAAUGGAUUUGUUAUGAUCUCUGGACACUGGUUUUUGUUGCUGGCUAAAUUUGAUUCAUGUUAGUGAUGAGCCAAAUUAAAAAAUUUACAGGAAAUUUGAAAAUCGAUUUAAGUGCAUAUAAAAAUAUUAAAAGUUAUAAAUAACAUUAAAUUAACUGAUCAAAUAUUUAAAAAUUGAUGAGAGAAUUUCUGUUAGAUAUGUGUUGUAAGGUAUUGCUUUUAAAACCAUAAUGAAAUAAUAACACAUUGUUUUGUUUAAAAUUUAAUGAAUGGUAAGCACAGCCAGUUUUUUUGCUAAUGUGCCUUAAUUGAUCGAUAGUUGGCAUCAGUAAAUUUCUGUGAGACAAUGAUGUAGCUUCAGAUAUAUCUGCAACUUUACGGAAUAGAUUGCUAAAUGUUGCUGCAGACAAAUAACAUUUCAUGAGUUUGGCAUCGAAUUGAUUGAUGAUGGGGAGAUGUAUAUCAGUUUAGGGUUCAUGCCUGGAAACGUAAAGCCAUGGAUCAGUCUGAAUGGAAGAUAGUGGCGGGGCAAGCCAGAACCCUACAUGGGUUACAGAUACAGCUCCAUUGAUGAUGAUGACUUUUAUUUAGUAUAGAAACAACAUUCAUUUACCGACUUUCAAAACUUCAUGCAAAUUUUUUUACAUUUAACCACCAGCCAUAAUGUAGUUACCAACUUAGAAUGCAAGGAUGCUUUGUGACAUCAUUUUAAAUCAGCAGUGUUUUUCUCUUGCGUAACAGAACAUUUUUUUUUGACACUAAACUGAUAUGUUUACCAUACAUUAGGCUGGGUGAAACAGUUAAGUAAAGGAACGUUUUGAGUCAGUGGCUCCCAAAAGUAUAACCCUCAGUAAGUGAAAUAAUUGAGGGGUGUAGAGAAGAUUUUGUGUGAUAUUUGAGCCAAUGCAAUUUGUAUUUUAUUCCUAAAAGUCAUUUUUUAAAAAUAUAUUUAAAAAUAAAUAUACAUUUUAAAAAUUUCAUACAUGUGCAUGGUUAAGAGAAAUUUCCAUUUCUGUUAUUUGGAUAGGUAAUUUCUUGUUGUGCUAUAAAAAUAUUUGUGAAGUACUAUUUCAUGGUCCCAAUAUUCUUUAAUUCUACAUGAUUAUCCGUCACGUCAGUAAAGUGAUUAAAAUUUUUGUUUGCUUCCCCCCAUUCAUUUCCUUGUUUUUUUUCUACAGAAAUAUCUGAAAAAGUCUGUGAAACAGCAAGCAGUUGUACUUCGGAGUAGACUUUUGGAAAUUUUCACUGAAAGAAUAUCCCAAACCAGGACUCUGAGUCCAACUUUAAGUCACAUAAAAAUCUUGCCACGCUACAAGGCACAUGAUUGCAGAAUGGGUCUUGUGGAGCCGCUUCUGGACAGCCUGCCAAGGUUGACAGCAGAUAAGGAGGAGGUCAACUGUCUGCGGGCGUUGAGGAUCUUGGAGUUAUCCACUGUUAUAUUCCCAGUGUACCAGGUGACUUCACAGUGGGAACAUUCUUUUAGUAGAUAAAAGCUCUGUUGUUUCUGUUUUAAUUUUAAGAGUGUGGCUUUUUACUUUGCUAUAAGUAGUUUAAGUUUAAAAAGAAGCCCUUAAAGUUAAAAGAACACAUUUUUUUUUUCCUUAUAGAGAGCCACUAACGAUCUAAACAGAGGCAAUAAUUACAAUAAUUGAAUUUCACACCUAUUUUAAAUCAUAAAAGCUUCACCUGAAAAUCAUGUGUAGUUGUUUUUUUAUCGACAGAGUGAAACUUAUGAAAAUCUGGUCAGUUUUCUGAUGCUCCGUCCCAAGCCUUUGUUUUAUGCCAGCUUGCAAUUGGUAAAGGCUCUAUCGCACUCUGGCUAUAUGCCCAAUAAUGCCGAUUCCUUCAUCACCUGGGCCCAAAAUCUGAUGGCUGAAAUGAUGCAUAAGGAUAUUCUAGAGAAUCGCUUCAAAGUAAAGUCUCAUAUCCUGAAUUUUUUAAAUAAUUGUUUUUUAAUUAAUAGCUGAAAUGAUUAACUGAUGUAUAUUUAAUAUUAAAAAUUGUACCUCUUUUACUUUGUGAUAUGUUGAACUAAAUUGGUUUGAGUUGUACUAUUCUUAUAGAAACAUCUUGUUUAAAAUGAUUUCACCCUCCAUUGAAAUUAAAAAGAUAUCUUAUAAUUACAUUUUCCAAUAUAAAUUACAUGCAUUAAUGUAAAAUUUAGAGAGUUUAAGUCAUAAUUAAUAUUCAGUCCGGUAUUUUUAAAAUUUUUCCACAGGUGGAAAUGAUGUUUGCCUUAUCUCUACUGGGGAUUUAUUUUGAUGAAGUCCUCAGCAAGAUUUUUACUUUAGAUUUCAUUUUGGCUUUCGAAAGAGAAAUUUCAGGUCAGGGCUACAAAGGCAACUGGUUUAGGAAGAUAGGUUUACCACUAGUUUCAAAAUCUAAUUUAAAGAUGGCCACAUGUAAAAUGUAUUGUGCCACAGUAUAGAAAUGUACAGACAUUUUAAAAGAAAACAAAAAAUAAUUUUUACUAAUUUUUUAAAAAGUUGCAAAUUUAGGCCUAACCAAAAAGAAAUUUAAUUAUCACUUUGUUACAAAAAAAAAAAUCAAUUUAAUAAUUUGAAACAGUACUUUGUAUUUUUAAAUCCAUUUGAGUUAUUUUUUUGUGUUGUCAGGGUUCAGCAUGAGGUGAAAAAAUUAUAUAAUAUUUUGUGUUAAGUUUAAGAAACAGUAUUUAUACUCUAGUAAAAAAAAAUGCACAAAUCGCUGAUAAAAUUGUUGUUUCAAAUGAUGGUCCUGUGUCUGUUUCCCUAUUGUAACUAAUUCCUUCUCAUGGUCUGUAUGUCUGUUUCCCUAUUGUAACGAAUUCCUUCUCAUGGUCCUGUGUGUCUGUUUCCCUAUUGUAACCAAUCCCUUCUCAUGGUCUGUAUGUCUGUUUCCCUAUUGUAACCAAUUCCUUCUCAUGGUCUGUAUGUCUGUUUCCCUAUUGUAACAAAUUCCUUCUCAUGGUCCAGUGUGUUUGUUUCCCUUUUGUAACUAAUUCCUUCUCAUGGUCCUGUGUGUCUGUUUCCCUAUUGUAACUAAUUCCUUCUCAUGGUCCUGUGUGUCUGUUUCCCUAUUGUAACUAAUUCCUUCUCAUGGUCUGUAUGUCUGUUUCCCUAUUGUAACGAAUUCCUUCUCAUGGUCCUGUGUGUCUGUUUCCCUAUUGUAACUAAUUCCUUUUCAUGGUCUGUGUGUCUGUUUCCCUAUUGUAACUAAUUCCUUUUCAUGGUCUGCGUGUUGUUUCCCUAUUGUAACUAAUUCCUUUUCAUGGUCCUGUGUGUCUGUUUCCCUAUUGUAACUAAUUCCUUUUCAUGGUCCUGUGUCUGUUUCCCUAUUGUAACUAAUUCCUUUUCAUGGUCUGUGUGUUGUUUCCCUAUUGUAACUAAUUCCUUUUCAUGGUCCUGUGUGUCUGUUUCCCUAUUGUAACUAAUUCCUUUUCAUGGUCCUGUGUGUCUGUUUCCCUAUUGUAACUAAUUCCUUUUCAAGGUCUGUGUGUUGUUUCCCUAUUGUAACUAAUUCCUUUUCAUGGUCCUGUGUGUCUGUUUCCCUAUUGUAACUAAUUCCUUUUCAUAAUCUGCGUGUCUGUUUCCCUAUUGUAACUAAUUCCUUUUCAUGGUCUGUGUGUCUUUUUCCAUAUUGUAACUAAUUCCUUUUCAUGGUCCCGUGUGUUUGUUUCCCUAUUGUAAUGAAUUCCUUCUCAAAAACACAGAGCUUCCUAAGCACAAACUGGAAGAAAUGAAGAGCUACCUGAUAAUGCUGAGUCGUAAUGUUUCCCUGGAGUGUCCGCAUUUAACAUUGCCUUUGUUGAGUCAGAAUCUGCUUUCCCCAGGUAUUUUCAUGGUUACCUAUCAUCUGAAUGAUUGCUUUCUUUUAACUCCUAUUACUGUUAGAUGUUUAAAAGGUCAUAGACCUACAAUUCCCAUCACUGUUAGAUGUUUAAAGGUCAUAGACCUACCAUUCCUGUUACUGUUUGAUGUUUAAAGUUCAUAGAUCUACAAUUCCCAUUACUGUUAGAUGUUUAAAGGUCAUAGAACUACAAUUUCCAUCAAACCUAGUAUGUCUAAAGGUCAUAGAAUUAGUGAAUCUUCAUUCAUCUGUUGUGGGCUUUUUAUGAAAUCACCAAUAAAACACAAAACCUUUUACGAUGUAAGCUCUGAAUCGCAUUUGAAUGCCCUGGAGUAACAUAACUUGUUUCUCCCUCAUCAAUCUUUGAAGAGCUACACGAGUUUAUUUUCUUUAGGCAUACAAAUAGUCUUCCUUCGUCCGGUACAGUAAUGACCUGUUGUUUGAACUAUGCUUAAAUGUUAAAGAGCUAGGAAGCACAAGAUAUAUGAAAAUGUGAUCAUAGACACACAGGACAUAUGAAAAUAUGAUCAUAGACACACAGGACAUAUGAAAAUGUGAUCAUAGACAAACAGGACAUAUGAAAAUGUGAUCAUAGACACACAGGACAUAUGAAAAUGUGAUCAUAGACGCACAGGACAUAUGAAAAUGUGAUCAUAGACACACAGGACAUAUGAAAAUGUGAUCAUAGACACACAGGACAUAUGAAAAUAUGAUCAUAGACACACAGGACAUAUGAAAAUGUGAUCAUAGACAAACAGGACAUAUGAAAAUGUGAUCAUAGACACACAGGACAUAUGAAAAUGACUAGUAUCUGUGUGUCCUGUAUACUUUUACACUUCAUAGACAAACAGGACAUAUGAAAAUGUGAUCAUAGACACACAGGACAUAUGAAAAUGUGAUCAUAGACACACAGGACAUAUGAAAAUGUGAUCAUAGACACACAGGACAUAUGAAAAUGUGAUCAUAGACACACAGGACAUAUGAAAAUGUCAUCAUAGACACACAGGACAUAUGAAAAUGUGAUCAUAGACACACAAGACAUAUGAAAAUGUGAUCAUAUACACACAGGACAAACAAAAAUGUGAUCAUAGAUACACAGGACAUAUGAAAAUGUGAUCAUAGGCACACAGGACAUAUGAAAAUGUGAUCAUAGACACACAGGACAUAUGAAAAUGUGAUCAUAGACAAACAGGACAUAUGAAAAUGUGAUCAUAGACACACAGGACAUAUGAAAAUGUGAUCAUAGACACACAGGACAUAUGAAAAUGUGAUCAUAGACACAAAGGACAUUUGAAAAUGUGAAUACAGACAGACAGGACAUAUGAAAAUGUGAUCAUAGACACACAGGACAUAUGAAAAUGUAAACACAGACAGACAGGACAUAUGAAAAUGUGAUCAUAGACACACAGGACAUAUGAAAAUGUGAUCAUAGACACACGAGACAUAUGAAAAUGUGAUCAUAGACACACAGAACAUAUGAAAAUGUGAUCAUAGACACACAAGACAAAUGACAAUGUAAUCAUAGACACACAGGACAUAUGAAAGUAUGAUCAUAGACACACAGGACAUAUGAAAAUGUGAUCAUAGAUACACAGGACAUAUGAAAAUGUGAUCAUAGACACACAAGACAAAUGACAAUGUAAUCAUAGACACACAGGACAUAUGAAAAUAUGAUCAUAGACACACAGGACAUAUGAAAAUAUGAUCAUAGACACACGGGACAUAUGAAAAUGUGAUCAUAGACACACAAGACAUAUGAAAAUGUGAUCAUAGACACACAGGACAUAUGAACAUGUGAUCAUAGACACACAGGACAUAUGAAAAUGUGAUCAUAGACACACAGGACAUGUGAAAAUGUGAUCAUAGAAACACAGGACGUAUGAAAAUGUGAUCAUAGAAGCACAGGACAUAUGGAAAUGUGAUCAUAGACACACAGGACUAUGAAAAUGUGAUUAUAGACACACAUGACAUAUGAAAAUAUGAUCAUAGACACACAAAACAUAUGAAAAUGUGAUCAUAGACACACAAGACAUAUGAAAAUGUGAUCAUAGACACACAGGACAUAUGAAAAUGUGAUCAUAGACACAUAGGACAUAUGAAAAUAUGAUCAUAGACACACAGGACAUAUGAAAAUGCGAUCAUAGACGCACAUGACAUGAAAAUGUGAUGAUAGACACACAGGACAAGUGAAAAUGUGAUCAUAGACACACAGGACAAGUGAAAAUGUGAUCAUAGACACACAGGACAUAUGAAAAUGUUAUCAUAGACACACAGGACAUAUGAAAAUGUGAUCAUAGACACACAGGACAUAUGAAAAUGUGAUCAUAGACACACAGAACAUAUGAAAAUGUGAUCAUAGACACACAAGACAAAUGACAAUGUAAUCAUAGACACACAGGACAAGUGAAAAUGUGAUCAUAGACACACAGGACAUAUGAAAAUAUGAUCAUAGACACACGGGACAUAUGAAAAUGUGAUCAUAGACACACAAGACAUAUGAAAAUGUGAUCAUAGACACACAGGACGUAUGAACAUGUGAUCAUGGACACACAGGACAUAUGAAAAUGUGAUUAUAGACACACAUGACAUAUGAAAAUAUGAUCAUAGACACACAAAACAUAUGAAAAUGUGAUCAUAGACACACAAGACAUAUGAAAAUGUGAUCAUAGACACACAGGACAUAUGAAAAUGUGAUCAUAGACACAUAGGACAUAUGAAAAUAUGAUCAUAGACACACAGGACAUAUGAAAAUGCGAUCAUAGACGCACAUGACAUGAAAAUGUGAUGAUAGACACACAGGACAAGUGAAAAUGUGAUCAUAGACACACAGGACAUAUGAAAAUGUGAUCAUAGACAAACAGGACGUAUUAAAAUGUGAUCAUAGAAGCACAGGACAUAUGAAAAUGUGAUCAUAGACACACAGGACUAUGAAAAUGUGAUUAUAGACACACAUGACAUAUGAAAAUAUGAUCAUAGACACACAAAACAUAUGAAAAUGUGAUCAUAGACACACAAGACAUAUGAAAAUGUGAUCAUAGACACACAGGACAUAUGAAAAUAUGAUCAUAGACACACAGGACAUAUGAAAAUGCGAUCAUAGACGCACAUGACAUGAAAAUGUGAUCAUAGACACACAGGACAAGUGAAAAUGUGAUCAUAGACACACAGGACAUAUGAAAAUGUGAUCAUAGACACACAGGACAUAUGAAAAUAUGAUCAUAGACACACACAAAUUUGUCAGCGCAAAGCCUUUAUCAGCAAACAAAAUAUGAAAAGUAAAAAAAUUCAAAGCUAAACUUAAAAAGUGUAGCAAGAACGAAUGCAGACCUGUUUACUCUUACGAUUUUGGCGUACAAUGUACGAUUUUGAGGUAUACAUUAUAUAUGCAGCACGUCUUUGCUCUAUAAAGAGAAUGUAUUGAACGAUUAUAUGAUGAUAUUGUACGAUUUUAAGGGUUUGAGGGUAAACAGGUCUGCGAAUGCACCUAGUCUGAGAAGUUAGUUUGUUUUUAGUUGUCAUUUCAUUUCUGUUGCUUUGCUGAAGCUGGCUUUUGGCCAAGUGUUUUAUUUUUAUCAAGCCUUGAUGUAGCAUCAGGUGCUAUGUGUUUCAUUAUUUAACAACUUGAUUGCAGCCUGUACCAUAUGAUUCCUGAAUUGCUUAGGCAGAGUCUGCUGUAUCCUAAUCAAAUGACAAUCUUUGUAGGUUAUCCAAGAAUCCCCAAUACUGGCACAGUAAAAAUCAACUCCAGUUUAGGGCGGCUCUGUGGAACUUCCAAAUUUGUCCAGUCCAAUGCCAAAAGUCCAUACAACCACAGAAUAGGUUUGUAGAUUAAGGAAUUUUAAGUAGUCUCUAAUUUCCAUUUCAUUUGACACCAAUUUGUUUCUUUUCCUUUUGAGAAAUAAUUUUACAUUAAAUUCAUUUUGCAAUGCCACUCAAGGAAAGAAAGUGUUUGCAUGUUAUGUUUCUUCAAGAGCUUUUAAAUACUCAAAAUUUUUCUUGUUUUUCCAUCUGGUAUAUACACGAAUAAAUCAGAAGAUUUUCCGACGCGAGAGCAGGCCACAUACAUCUGUCCAUGGGCGAAGCAUGGGUUUUCCAAAUUUAGUCCGCAAACUUGUAGCGAUUGUCCCUGUGCUUUGUAGAUAGUCAUUGUAGACGCGUGUCGCAUCGGAAACUGUAGGCGUUUGAAUUCAAAUGGCAUAUCUGUUGGAAUCAUUGGGGUGAAUGGCAAAAGUACAUCACCUAGUUUAAAUUUUCCAUUUAAAAUAGUAACUUCAAUGGAACCAAUUUCGGAAGAUUCAUUUGAAAAAAUGUACCGUACCUAAUGCUUCGAUAUCAAAGUGCGUUUCUCGUUGCAAAUCAAGAGCGAAAAGUUUGUUUGCAGAUCGAUUCCGAGAGGUCAUUCCCAACUCAUGAAUCAUCAAUCGAUAUGAAUAGUAUUUCAUGGCACUGUCUUUCUUAUUCGAAUUUCUCAAUUUGAUGUCAAAAUGAUAUCCAUCUUCUCCUUGCCAAAAUAAAAUAGGAUAUUGCAAUCAAACGUAUGAGCGAUGAGUUUCUGAGACUCGCUGAACAUCAACACUUCUGCGAUGAAGAAUUAUAUCACUUGAGUUAAAUUCUUUGCCAACUAUAAUGAUCGCCACUUCAUCAAUUGUUGGUGCAUUGUAUUGUCUUUCAUGUUGGCCGACAGGUGUUUAGUCUGCUCUAACUAUGACUUUGUAUUCAUCAGUCGGCAUCUUUUCAAGUGCAACUCUAUACAUUUGAAUUAAUUCGUUGUGUUGCAAAAAUAACGUUUGCAUUGCAGCGACGAUUUCUCGUUUAGUGCCCGUAUUGAUAUGACAACGUUGAUCGAUUUGCUCAUCAGUAUUCCCCAUGAAAUCAUUUGAAGACAUUUGUGAUCUGUGUUUGGCAUUGGCAUCAGAGAUCCUACACGAUGGUAAAUUUGGCCUUUCACUUUACUUUAAAUGUUGGCAUGUAAUUCUCGCGCACGAUAUUUGUUGCACCGAACGAUGUCAUUUGGAAACAUGAAUUGCAUUUGCGUAUGUUUGCCAAGAAAUGUUUCGAUUGGCUAUUGUCACCUGAUACCAACAAUGAUAAUGGUUUUGAUGGUGAAUGUAAUUCUCACACGUUAGGAUCUCCCAUCUUUUUACAUGAAAACCUCGCACAAUAGGUACGUUCAUUGUUGGCAGGAGAUUUCCAGUUGUAUAGUUUCUCAUUAAUUUAUAAAUCGUAAAUUCCAGCGGUAAAAAAUGACCAUAGUUCAAUAUCUACGCUGUAAAGUGUGUUAUUUAAUUACUUGAGAAACCAUCGAUUGGUGUAAAAUGUAUUUACAUAACACAAAACAACUCCGAAAUUAUAAGACUCUAUUCAAGAAAUACUCUUAGUUAAAAAAAAAAACGCGAUUUCGAUGUCAUUUCCGAUUCUAAAAUGCGUCACAAAAUUCAAGCAUAUUUAUACAUAUAACAAAAAUACUCUCUACACUAAAAAUGUAAAAACGUGUUUUCUCUGCUUUACUACAAAUGUGUCAUUUGUUCAAGGAAUAUUUUAGUAGAGUUAUAAUGGCUUAGAAAAAUGCUCUGGCUCUUGGACAACAACUCACCUCAGUUUUAUCGCAAGCGCUUGAAUGAUGUAGGAGCGCAUGCGGUUUGAAAUUAUAUUUAUAUAGCUCAUUUUGUAAGAAACAAACAUAGGGCACCUGGCUCAACACUGAAUAUUUUAAAACGGUUGUAGUAAUUUAAGAAUUUUUGUGGGCGAUAGAACAACAUCUCACUAAAUUUUUAUCGCAUUCUGAAAAAUGGUAUAGGAGCGCAUAGAAAAUUAUUUUUUACAAAGCGCAUAUAAGAAAAAAUAAGAAUUUGGGUCAAUGAAUGGUUAUGUUUAUAGAUAACAACUCGUCAAAGUUUUGUCGCAAUGCGCACUUACCACGUCGAGCGCAUACGGUUUGAAAUUAUAUUUAUAUAGCUCGUAUAAGAAAAAAACGUAAAUAAGGCCGCUGGCUAAAAUUGGAAUAUUUUGAAAAGUUUAUAAUAAUUUAAAAACCUUUGCGGCCGCGCUUCCAACAUCUCACCAAAGUUUUAAGUUUUAUUGCAAUCGAAUAAAUGGCGUAGGAGCGCAUAUGAAAAUUAUUUUUUACAAAGCUCAUAUAAGAAAAAAUACGAAUUAAGGGCCAACGGCCGAAAACAGAAUGUUUUUAAAAGUGUUUAAAUAACACAGUAAAAUGAACUGGCGCAUGGACAACAACUUACUAAGUUUUGUAGCAAUCGCAUGAUUGGUGUAGGAGCGCAUACGGUUUGAAAAUAUAUUUAUAUAGCUCAUAUAAGGAAAAACGAAUAUGAGGCCCCUGGCUCAAAACUGAAAAAUUUAAAACGGUUGUAAUAAUUUAGAAACCUUUAUGGACAUACUUGCAACAUCUCACCAAAGUUUUAUCGGAAUCGGAAAAAUGGCGUAGGAGCGCAUAUGAACAUUAUUUUUUACAAAGCUCAUAUAAGGAAAAAUACGAAUUAAGGGCCAACGGCCGAAAACGGAAUAUUUUUAAAAGUGUUUAAAUAAUACAGUAAAAUGCAUUUGUGCAUGGACAACAACUCACUAAGUUUUGUAGCAAUCGCAUGAUUGGUGUAGGAGCGCAUACGGUUUGAAAAUAUAUUUAUAUAGCUCAUAUAAGGAAAAACGAAUAUGAGGCCCCUGGCUAAAAACUGAAUAUUUUAAAACAAUUGUAAUAUUUUAGAAAUGUUUAUGAACAUGCUCGCAACAUUUUACCAAAGUUUUAUAUGAAUCGGAUAAAUGGCGUAGGAGCGCAUGUGGAAAAUAUUUUUACAAAGCUCAUAUAAGAAAAAAAACAAAUUAAGGGCUAACGGCUAGGAACAGAACACUUGAUAAGAUUUUUAAUGUCUUAGUUAAAUGGCUGGUUAUGUGGAAAACAACUGUUUAAAGUUUUGUCGCAUGAAUGGUGUAGGAACGCAUACGAGACAUACAGACAGACAUACAAACAUUCAUUUUUAUAUAUAUAGAUGAGUCGUUUCAGUGGGAGAUGAAACAAAACUAUAUGCUUUAAACUGAAUUUGUCCACAGACGCAUUAAUGUACGUGGAGUCACAUGUCUCUUUGGUGCUGCCUGAAGACGUGGAGGCCAAGAUUGAAGAAGGGACAGAUGUUGAAAGGCAAGCUUUGAUCCUUGAUCUAUUUCUUAGUGGGUUGAGAUUGAAUACUGAUGCAUUUUGCUUACCACCAAUACACUUUGUUUCCCUACUGUGAAUCAAGCUAGAUUUCAAAAACUGUUGUUUAAAAAAAAAAUAUAUAUAUUUUCACUUAAUCUUAAUUCAUGAUAAAUGAAGGCUCAUAACUACCUCAAAAUUCUUGAUCCACCACAUUCGGGCCCUCAUAUUUCUCCCACUUCAUAUCUCUGCUUCAGAAUCGCCAUCUUAUAUCUGAACCCCCAUCAUUAUUGCUGUCGCAGCGAGCACAUGAUCGGUAAGACACAG
Messenger RNA from Lymnaea stagnalis (great pond snail), 17155 nucleotides. NCBI's taxonomy places the organism in Eukaryota, Metazoa, Mollusca, Gastropoda, Lymnaeidae. The record is from the annotation of a GenBank genome assembly.